This is a messenger RNA of Dermatophagoides pteronyssinus (European house dust mite), 4649 nucleotides long. RefSeq lists its product as uncharacterized. NCBI's taxonomy places the organism in Eukaryota, Metazoa, Arthropoda, Arachnida, Sarcoptiformes, Pyroglyphidae. Gene Ontology annotation, biological process: regulation of transcription by RNA polymerase II. Gene Ontology annotation, molecular function: RNA polymerase II cis-regulatory region sequence-specific DNA binding; DNA-binding transcription factor activity, RNA polymerase II-specific. The record is from RefSeq and is a predicted model, not a curated record.
ACAACAACUAUGCAUUUGAUUUCUAUUUAAAAAUCUUCUGUAAAUCUUUCUCUCUUUCAUUUUGUGGUCACUUGACAAUGUUGACUUGAAUUUUUUCUCCAAAAAAAUAGCAAAAAUUUUCAAUCAAACAAAACAUUAGAAUUUGUUUGUUCAAAAUGUAGUUUUUAGUUUCAUCAUUUAUCCAUCAACAUAUAUUUGUUCAUAAAAUUAUCAUUAUCUUUUGCUGUUGAUAAAAUGUCUUCAUCACAUCAACCAUCAUCAUCGACAAUAGCUACAACCACUGCCAUCAUAUCCGGUAAUAAUGAUGGAAGUGGUAAUAAUGGUGGUGGUGGUAGUUUGAAUUCUACAGGUCAACAUCUUCAACAACAAUCACAUGUUGUGACACUUGUUGGUGAUCAUCAAUUACAACAACAACAUCAACAGAUAAUACAAUCAACAGAAUCGGCUCAAAUUCAUUCACAUCAACAUCACCAGCAUCAUCAUCAUCAUCAAUUACAACGUUCAGCAUCAACUGGUUCUGAAAUACAAUUUCGAACAUCAUCAUCGAUUGAUCAACAAACAUCAUUUUCAUUUAGUGAUCAUAUUGAUGAUGAAAAUGAUCUAUUUGAAUGUGGAAAAUGUAAACAACAUUUUUCCUAUUUACAAUUAUUUGUACAACAUAAAAAAAUUUGUAAUAAUCGACUGCAGCAACAACAACAACUUUCAAAAAAUAGUACAUUAUCUACAAAUAGUGAAAAAUUAAGAGAAUUAGCUGAAAUUGAAUUACAUUUGGGUAUAUCACAACAGCAGCAGCCACAAUUGAUUCAUCAUCCUGGUGGUGGUGGUGGUCAUCUUAGCCAUCAUCAUGUUCAUCAUUCAAUGGGUAAAUCACUUUCAUCAAAUUCAUCACCAUUGUUAAUUUCAAGCAACAAUAAUUCACCUACCUCAAUGAUGACUACAUCCUCCGGUAAUGGAUCAGGCCAUAUAUCUAAUAAUCCAUUAGUUGGUGGUGAUUUAAAUAUCAUAAAUAGACAACAACAUCAUCAUAUGGGAGGAAAUAGCCAUUUAAAUCGUUCAUCACCAUUAAUUGAUUCAUUGAAUGGAUCAUCAUCAUCGAUUAAUGUUAAUAAUAUGGUUUUACCUGAUAAUGAUUUACUUUCAUUAACAUCAUCAUUAGAUGCAAAUAUGAUUGCCAGUAUUGGUAAUUCAAUAUCACCAUCAUCAUUAUUGCAUUUACAUGGUGGUGAUGUUAGUUCAAAUACUGAUGAUUUUGCACAAUUUGCUCAUCUAAAUCAUGGAUUAGAUUCGAAUCAAGAAUCAACUUUGAACGAUAUUGUUAAUCAACAACAACAACAACAAUCAAGAUCUAUUGUUUCGAUUGGUAACCACUAUGGUGUUCAUUCAUCAUCAUCAUCAUCAUCAACAACAAUAAAUGGAACAUCUGAUCCAACACAUUCGAUGUUAAUUUCUUCAGCCAAUUCUUCUUCCUUAUCGAAUGCUAUUGAUACAGGUGUUCAUCAUCAUCAUAAUCAACAACAACAACAAACGCAGCAAUCAUCCGUUAAUGUGAUCAAUUUUAUUAAUACAAUACAUAAUAACCAUUCACCAACAUCAUCAUUUCAAUCAUUCAUACAGAAUAUUACCUCUUCUAACGAUGUAAAUCUUGUUGGUGGUGGUAAUAGUAAUGGAGGUUCACGAUCAUCAUCAUCAUCAUCAUCGUUGCUCAAAACAUCAUCAUUUGAUACAACAUCAAUUGGUGAUAUUGUUGUUGAUGGUGGUGGUGUAAUUUCGAAUGAUAAUAAUAAUUCAAUUGGAUCUCCUUCACGUUUUCUUAAUUUACCUCCACCAUCAUCAUCAUCCACACAACCAAGUAGUAUUAUUGAACAUCGACCAAAUCAAAUUGCGUCUACUGUUCGAUCAACACAAACUUCUUCGCCAUCCAUAUCAAACGAAAUUCAUCAUACGAAUAAACCACAACAACAACAAACAUUGAAUGUGAUCAAACAUCAUUCCCAGCAGCAACAACAACAAUCAUCAUCACAACAAACUAUAAUGAUUAAUCAAGAUUCACAGACAUUUAACCCGAACCAACAAUCAUCACAGAUGACAACAACUGCCGUUGAAUUAUUUAAAUGCAAUUUUUGUGAACGUUCAUAUACAAAAAGUAUCGAAUUGGCUAAUCAUAUGCCUUGCCAUACCGGGGAGAAACCAUAUCAAUGUUGUAUAUGUGGAAAAGCAUUUGGACAAAAAAAUAAUCUUCGUAAACAUAUCAUGACACAUAAAGUAACUAAAGAACAAUAUCAAACUGCAUAUAAAACUUCAGUAGAUCAAUCGUUGAAAAAUAUGCCUAAUGUUGGUAUGAAGAAUAAAAUAACAUCAAAAUCACAGCAGCAACAACAACAACAACAAUCAUCAUCAACAGUUCAAACGCAAACAACAAAAGUAAUAGCUACAGAUAUGGCUAUUAACGAAACUGUUAUCUAUAUUUGCCCGUUGAAAUGUGGUUUUCAAUCGGAAAAUUUUGAAAUAUUAAAAGUACAUUGUAAUGCUGAACAUCCGAAUCAAAUUAAUGAUGGUUCUUCUUCGUCUUCUUCAAUUACCACUGAUCUUCAACAACAACAACCACAACCAACAAUAACACAUCCAAACAAUAAUCCUUCUCAUCAAAAUAUUCAUCAUAUCGUUACAAAUCAAGAAACUUCAACAAAUUCAUCAAAUUUUCUAAAUUCUAGUCAUCAAACAAAUCAAUCGAAUAUGACAACGAUAUCAAUAAAACAAGAAUUACCAAGUGAUACUUCUAUUUAUCAAUUAUCGGCCACUAUACCACCUUCACAGCCAACAUCGACCAUUAUCAAUCAAUCAACAUCAUUGUUGGAACCAAUAAAAGUACAAGAUAAAUUUACCUGUCCAGUAACAAAUUGUGGAUUUGUUAGUACAAAAGAAACUGAAUUUAAAAUGCAUUGUGUUGAUCAUACUGUUGCUAAUGAUGAAAAUAUUCGAUAUCGUUGUACAGCAAAUGAAUGUAAAGAAAGUUAUAAUAAUGUUGAAUCAUUUAUCAAACAUUUACAAUCACAUGACAAGGCCAAUCAAUGUAAUAAUAACACUGAAACUGAAGUGCAAAGUGGUUCCAAUGAAUCAAUAAGAGCCAAAUCAAGAAUUUAUCGAUGUUCAAUUUGUUUGAAUCGAUAUACAACGGAAAAUGCAUUGGAAAAUCAUAAGGCAACAACAUCACAUCAUUAUCCUUGUCAACAUUGUAAUAAAAUUUUUCCUUGUGAACGAUAUUUACGUCGCCAUUUAUUGACACAUGGUGCCGGAUUAUUCAUUUGCAAAUAUUGUGAUAAAUCAUUUAAAACGGCAAAUUAUUUAAAAGUUCAUUUGAUAAUACAUACUGGAGAGAAACCAUUUGCAUGUAAAAUUUGUGAUGCAGCAUUUAAUCGUCGAGAUAAACUGAAACGACAUGAAUUAGUACAUGAUCCAAUCAAACGUUAUAAAUGUCCAAUGAAUAAUAAUGGUUGUAAACGUGAAUUUAAUCGACCGGAUAAAUUAAAAGCUCAUAUAUUGACACAUUCAGGUGUAAAACCAUAUCAGUGUACGAUGUGUACACGUUCAUUUACACGACGAGCACAUCUUCGUGAACAUAGUAAAACACAUCAAGAAGUAGUGAAUGCUAUAAUCAAAGCAAAUCAAGAAAAACAAUCACCAAAUUCUUCACCCAACAAUAACAACAAAACAAAUGUUCGUAACAUUGAACAUGAAACAGUAUUAAAUUCCAACAACAAUAACAAUCAAACUUCGGAAAAUGAAUCCAAAAAGGAAACUAGCAAUUUAGUCACAAAUUCAAUAGAUCAAUCAAAAAAUACUGAAAAGAAAUCGAUUGAUGAUAAUAAUAAAGGUUCGAUUUUUACAAAUGAUCAAUUGACAAUAUCGGAUUGUUCUUCUGUUGCUCCUUCAACUACAGCCCAAACAACAGCAACAACGAUUUCCAAGAAUAAUAAUAAUGGCAGUAUUAUUUUAUUUACCGGUUCAUCUCUUCCGUUAACAACAUCAUCAUCAUCGUCGCCUAAUCAACAACAAAUAAUACCGUCCACUGAUCAUCAAAUGCAUCAUUCACAAUUAUCAUCAUCAUCAACUACUUUGACUACCUCAUCAUCAUUAUCAUCUACAUCUCAACAACAAAAACAAGAUACAACAACAACAUCGACGACAACAACAAAUAUUCAUUAUCAACAACAAGAUAAUAAUAAUACUCAACAAAAAUUAUCAACAACAGCCAAUAACAAUAAUAAUAAUACUAGCACAUCAUUUCAAACAUUUAUUUUACUUUAUUCUUGUCCAGUUUGUGAAGCUUAUUUUUUCAAAGAAGAAGAAAUUAAAGCACACAAAUGUUGUGCAACAAAUACAUUAUCAGCUUCCGCAAUUGGUAUCGGUAAAAAUAAUAUUGUCGACAAUAGACAACAACAACAACGACAAACAACAACAAUGCAACCAUUAUUAGUUCCAGUUGAUCAGCAAAUAUCAUCAACAGAUAAUAGUGGCCGAAUAAAUAUAGUGACUAGUUCUUCAAACACAACAACAACAACAAAUAGUGCAGCUUUUAAUGUUAAUCCAACUAAUAUUUGUAAAAUGGAAAUUGAAGCCGAUAAUCAUUCAUCAAUUUAAUCAAUGAAUUG